Molecule: messenger RNA, 507 nt
Organism: Necator americanus (New World hookworm)
Lineage: Eukaryota; Metazoa; Nematoda; Chromadorea; Rhabditida; Ancylostomatidae
Exons: 6
Coding region: 1-507 (168 amino acids)
Source: RefSeq, a predicted model, not a curated record
AUGCGAAGAAAGUGGAUCACUCCGGCAGUCGUCACUCGUUUCAAGCCUUAUAGGAAGAUCUUCGUUGUCGUAGCAGCGAUCGCAGUGUUCUUCUCCGUGCUUAUAGUUCUUGAGAAUGUGCUUUUCCUUGCUGCUAACGACAAACAAAAUGGAUUGCUUUUGCUGCUGCCUUAUCUGUUGUCAUGGGCACUGGUCAUGAUCGCUUGCGUAUUCGGAAGAGUCGCUUUCUUGCUUCAUGCCUCCGGCCAAAAAAGCGGGGUGGUUCGUCCUCACUCACCAAGCGUUUGGUCUUCGGAGAGCCGACCUGUUUCACCUAUUUCUAUGGACACGCUGAGUGCUUCGUACAACUCCCAAGCCCAUCUGUUCCGCCACAUUUUGUCCGUUCCCCAGUCGCCCUUCUGCGUUACCGAGGAGAUUCUGAGUUCUAGGUACUCGGAUGAGCCCCCUUCCUAUGAAGAUGCUGUUAGAAGAACGGAUUUGCCUGCCGCUACAAUGUGCACUCAAUAA